CAGCGAGCUGAUAAGUCAUUCCAUUGAGGAUGAUCGCCGUGGUCCAGGUGGAUGUUCACACUGCAACACUUCCCCGGACCUCUCGGUCAAUACCCUCGGGUUUUUCAAUGUGGACCAUGUCAACGAACACCGUCCUUCUCACAAACUGUCAUCUCCUCCGGGGAGCGAUUAAAGCGACACUUGUCUCCUGCGGAGGCUUUUGUUUUUUAACAAAGUUGAAAUUUCCAAUAUGGUAGGAGAGGUUGUUGUUGUAGCGCGGACUGUUGUCAUGUCCCCGCAGUGCCUGUAGUGGUGCUGUGAGGAGUCCACUGUGGCUCCGGCAAAAAUCCUCAGCAGCCUACCUUCUGCUUGUAAUUUGCUCCGGAUAGCGUAUAUUUACAUGUAUCCUUGUUUCGCGAUGCACCGAGCUCGAUGAAGAAAACCAUUUCUCUCCUAUCUCGAAUAUCGAUGCACAAGUAGCCUAGCUGAUUCUAGUAGACAUUUCGGCCGUCUGUCUGGAGCGAAUACCUUACGCAGCCCAUACCAAUUCAAGGUAAGCGACACCGCGAACAGCCUCGGCCUCGAUUUCUGCGUGUGCCGUUUCGCAGACGCGUCAGUCGGCCGGCUGCGCCACGACAGGCCGCUGUGCCGUCGAAGCUAGCAGGCCUCUCAUUCAUGACUCAUUACUUUCAUAACUUGGGAUCAGACCGAAUGACUCGGUGUCUUGUGAUAAUAUGUGGAGUUGCGCACUGCUGACAGUAAUAAACCUUCCGGCCUUCCAUCGUUACAAUUAUGUGGCGAUAGCUCAUAUCGAUUAUUACCGAGGCCUCCGAUAGCAGGCCGGACGCCUCGUAUGUAGACCCUUUGUUUGGACGUAUUUCACUAUUAAUGUGUCAUGUUUGUAUUCAUUAAAACCCCGCGAUGGUGAUCAUUUAAUCGCUGAAUUGUAUGAUCGCGACCGCAUUUUAGAUUAAAAACCCCACUGAAAAUAGACCUUUACAUUGUUACCAUUUGCUCACGUUUCCGUUUCCUGGUUAGCUACCGCCUACUAAUUUAUGUUUUUAGCUUUGCUAGCGUGUUAGCUAACUGGGCUCAUUUGACUUCUCGCGUGUUGUCGGAUGACGAUAUCGAGUGACUUCUGUCCUCGGCUUGGAUGCAGCUGUGUUGUAGGGGGGCGGAUGCGCGCUACACGCAGACGUGUUCACACGUUUAAGCCCUAAAGUUCACCAUCUGCCUGUCGGCUCCGCGCUAACGCGGGCGAGCUAGCUCCCCGGACUCGAGCGGCAGUUGCGCUCGAGGGGGGGGGGGGGGGUUCUACACUCGUUUGUUGCCUGUCCGCUUCUCUGAGUCCACCCGAAGAUGUCGAGUGCAGUUGACCGGGCUGACGUGGAAGAAUGACUCCCGGCAGAUCGCGUGUCCAGCGUGUACCUCGGUCGUCCGGGGCCGUAGCUUUUCUUGGAACCGACUUAAAAAGAACUUCAGUCAAAGGCGGCGGCAGCGGCUGGGAAGCUAAGCAACACUUUCCUCCACGGUGCGUGUCGUGAACAUCAGCAUCAUCAUCAUCAUCAGCAGCAGCAGCAGCAGUCUGCGAUGUGCUUGUGUAUUAUGAAGAGAUGGAGUCGAAACCAGAACGUGGCGCGUGUGUUCCCUGUGGGUUCAGAUGUCCACAGUCCAGAAAGUGGCUUCUAUUAGUUCCUAGCGUUGCCAGAUCGCUGUCAUACAAUAUCCUGUUCUACCGCCGUCAUCGUGUCAUCUGAUGUUGUCAAGGACAAGAGUCACGUGAUGUAUGAAGGCAAACACAUACACUUCUCAGAGGUGGACAAUAAGCCGUUGUGCUCGUACAGCCCAAAGCUGUGCAAGCAGCGCAGACUAAAUGGCUAUGCCUUCUGUAUCCGGCACGUCCUGGAGGACAAGACGGCCCCCUUCAAGCAAUGUGAAUAUGUGGCCAAGUACAACAGCCAGCGAUGUACCAACCCCAUCCCCAAGUCUGAGGACCGCAGGUACUGUAACAGUCACCUGCAGGUUCUUGGCUUCAUCCCCAAGAAGGAGAGGAAAAAGAAACACGACGCUCUAGAGGAAAUGCGCUCGCGGGCUCACCUGGAGUCGGUGGCGCUCAACAUAACUGUGCCCUCUCUAGCUCUGAAAGCUCCCAACGGUCUAGAUGAACUUCCUCCAUCUCCCCCCUUCACACGUCUGUUACCCCACCCCCAUGGGGAACUCCCGGACCCUUUCGCCUUCUAUGAGGAUGACACAGACGGGGAGGAGGUUGGUACUCCUCGCAGGGGCAACGCCAUCAAGAAGAAAUUACAGAGUCGGCUGGUGCUCAACCAGAAACUCUGCCACGACACGGACCUCUUCCAGCCACCUCCUGAGCACUUUAGUCCCUCCCCUGUCCCCCGGGUCCACCCCUCCUCACCUCUCAACACUCAUCUCCCACGGCAGCAGUCAGGUCUUCUCCAGCCACCCCAGCACUCCAGCGUGACUUCCUUCAGCUUCCCAGGACAGCAGCAGGGUUUAUUAUGCAAUCCACCACCACCUCAGACAGUCAACUUUCUGCCUCCAGGGAUGCCCUCAAAUGCAGCACCUAGUCCAGUGCAACCUUCUGGGCCAUCGCUUAGCAGGAAAAUGCCUUUCACUGCUACUCACUUGCCUGUCAGCUGCAAGGACAGUGGCGGUAACAAUCAGCGGCAAGUGGUUGUCAUGCGUCCAACUGCCUUCUCACCCUCUGCCAGCUGUUUAGCCAGGUUGCAACAUCUGGUGCAGCUCUGUGCCAAGAGACACCGGGAGCAUGGAGACCUCUUUCCACAUCUAGGCUUGGACUGGUCAGAAGACAGUGCUGACGACGACGAUGACGACGAAGAGGAGGCAUUCGUUCCUUUUCAGACCUCGUGGAGACCACACAAUGGGUUUGAAGACAACUGCGGUUCCUCUCGCAGAACGCGGUUACUGAGGCUUUGCUCGUACCUCCAGGAGAAAUACAAGCACAUGUGCAGGCAGGAGAGGGCGAGUAUCCGCCAAAAGAGAUACCGCUAUGCCUUCCGCAAAGCCUUGCUGCACGCUGCCAGUAACAAUCCCGACAGUGCUGCGCAGCUGAUCCAGGAAUUUGGCGGUGCCUCUCGAAGCUCUCCAAGUGUGGCUCCAGCGAAGCAGGAGAACAUGGACACAGGGACCUGCACGGGCAGCACAAAGGGCCAGGCCUGCAACAACCGAGCGCUGCCCUUCACUCAGCACUGCUUUCAACACAUUCUAUUGAAUCGUUCCCAACAGCUCUUUGCCAGCUGCACGGCCAAAUUUGCAGACGGUCAGCAGUGCUCCAUCCCCGUGUUUGAUAUCACGCACCAGACGCCCCUCUGCGAAGAGCACGCCAAAAAGAUGGACAACUUCCUGCGCGGGGAUGGAAACCGGCGAGUGCAACACCAGCAACAGCAGCAGCGGAAGCCACGUAAAAAGACCAAACCACCGGCGCUCACCAAAAAACACAAGAAGAAGAGGAGGAGAGGGCCACGGAGGCCUCAGAAACCCAUCCCGCCAGCGUUGCCACAGGGAAACCUGGGAAUGCCUUUGACUAGCCUCGCAAUGCCCUCACAGGCCAGCAUCAGGAGCCCUUCAACUCCAGACCUUAGCGCAGAAGAGCUUCCUGACGACAUUACAAACGAAAUGGCAGACAUUCCAAAUGACCUCGAGCUGAACCAGGAAGAUUUCUCCGACGUGUUACCCAGACUACCUGAUGACCUGCCGGACUUUGACUUGUUUGAAGGUAAGAACGGGGAGCUCCUGCCCACAACAGAGGAGGCUGAGGAGCUGGUGCGUGCACUGCAGGCUAUGGGGUCCUAUCCAGACUCUUUAGUGUGCCUGACCUCCAUGGCAGACCUGGCCUCGUCUGAAGGUGUGGACCACAGAGCCAUGACGGUGUUCCCUGGUCCGGUCCAGCCGGGGACCAUGGGGGAUCUGCUGAGCAGUCGCAUCCCCACAGAGAAUUUUACCAGUCUGGAGCUGGAGGACAACAUCCUGCAGUCCACCGGGGGACACUUUCCCCCCUCGCCGCCAUCUCAGCCUGCUAACCAGCCGCCGACGUCAUGCUCCAACCUGACCUCAUCUUCUUCUACAGUAGCCCCCCCCACCACCUCACUGCUCACUCAGACCUCCAUCACGGAGCGAACGUUUUCUCGGACACACGCCUCCCACGUCCUGGCCAAGUCGGACGCCCCCACGUCGUCUCCGCAGGGCAGCCACUACAGCAGUGAGCACGUGUCAUCUCCGUACAGCGACCACAUAUCUUCUCCCCAUGCCAGCUCCUUUCAGACUGACACCCCUCUGCUGCUGGAGGUUCCUCUCAGCGGGGUACCAGGACCCCCGCGCUCAUCCUGGAAUAACAUCCCUCUUCCCCUCGCCGACCCCACACAGUUUGGCAAUCUCAUAGGAUCAGAAAGUCAUCUCAUAUCCACCUCGCUGUCCACCCCCCCGGCCACCACCCACUCUGUGACGCUGCAGCCCAUCGCAGCCCUCUCGGCGAUGCCUCAGAGCGGCAUGACCGGUCUAACGACUCCCCCCGCCCCCUCGUCCUCCCUGCCGUCGUCCUCGCACGACCUUUUGACCUCCACACAGCCCAAGCAACAGCUCCCUCAGUUCAGCGCGGCCUUUGGCCAUCAAUUGGCCUCCCACAGUGGCAUCCCGAAAGACGUUCAGCCUAGCCACAGCUCCACAGCGCCUCCUGCUGGCUUCUCCAUAGUUAGUGCCACUGCUGCAAGUGCCAACAGCACCACACCGCCCUUCACACACAGUAAAUGAGAGCAGGCGGCCUGCAGCUGCUGAACGACGGUCUGCAGACUCGGUCACUCACGAUCCAGUCGGCCGGCUUCAGACUGACAACCCCUCUUCAUCUACUACACUUGUGCAAUGUGGUCACAGUGCACUAUUUGAUACUGAAUUUGCACAACCUCAGAUGUUCCUCUAGUUUCAUUCUUUUUGCUCUGCAGCCAGACGGUCUCUGGGAUGUUGAGUCGGUGUGAGUCCACGUGUUUGAUGCCUUGUGGUUGAAGUCAGCAGGAGGUUGGAGUCGGUCAGAUUUGUGCGAUGAAAUAAACGGGUGAAGAUUGGCAGAAGGACCUUUUAUAAGAGAUUAUCUGUGUCAGAAUCAGAAGCUUCAAUCGCCGGUCAGUUUUGUUUGCUUUGCCAGUUUCAGUCCUGUCUUAAAAUGAUCAACUGUACCCUGCCUUGCUCAGAUGGCCAUUGCGUUUAUUUAAAACUUUUCCACCUUUUUCAUACACUUCUUCUGCCCCCCCCCCCCCCCCCCCCCCUCCCUUCCCUGAAAAAACAGUACAAGUUGUGAUAUUUGUGAUCCACCAUGUUUCAAGCUAUUUAACUGUUACCAUGAUAUAGAAUCUUACGGAGUCAGAUUUUCACAGUCAUGAAUUUACCAAAAAUACUUUUAAACAGCUGUUUUUAUAUUGUGUAUACUAUAUAUGUGCUCAUUUAUUCGUUUGCUCAGACGUCAAAAUCUCUGACCUCACCGUUGGUUGUGGGACUCUGAGUGGCCCAGUAGACACUUGAAGAUUAGAACAACUAGUUUCUUAAAGCAAUAAACACAUUAACAUAACUCUAGCAUUGUAAGAUAUUUUAUUGGUCUCAUUACCAUGUAGCUUCACUUUGCCAAAUCCAGGUUGGAUGAAGGACGUUUGGGCCGCUGUGUUACUGUUGUUUUAGACAACAGGUUUCGGUCAGCGUAGCUUCUCGUCUCGAGUCGAGUGGAUUUGUGAGGCUAAUAAAUGUGUUUUCAGUGUUAUAGCAUGGGUAAUGACGGGGGUAAUCCAGGGAUUUAAGUGUCUACUAUCAAAGGUGCUCUCGGAUCCACAUGCACAAUGGUCUGUUGUGACGUGCAUGUCUCAUAAUUUUUUUUAAAAAAGACUAAGGAACCCCCACUUUAAGACGUCAAGGCCGCGCCACCUUGAAAAGGCGUAGGCAGUGAAUUGGCACUGGAAAAGAAAAUUUUUACUCCUCAGCACGGUGAAAUGUGAUGGUAUGACUGGGUGUGUUGGUGAGCACACCCGGGGGUAAGGCACUGUCUGUUUUACUCAGCGAUGAUUUUAAGCUAAAUGAUGCAAACCUGGGGUCUGGAUUUGAUUUUUUUUUUUUUUGAAUUAGAAAAAAAAGACUCAUAAAGCAGUGCAACCAUGGUUUUUGAUGAUAUCUUAGACAUUUGACAGAUGUCAGACAUUGUUGAGUAUUAGGUAUAUAGAGUAGCGGUCUCUAUCUUGGGGUUUGUUGGUGAAUUAUUGAGUAGCGAUGGAUUGAAAUUGUUCUUUGCAAUGUAUUCAGUGGAACCUGUCUUGUAGAAGGAGUCUCGUGUUUUUAAUGGCUAUCAAAACGGUCGUGUCCGAGGGGAUCAAUGUUCGUAUGCUCUUGUAUGCCGUCAUUUUGUUGUUUUUAAGUAAUGUUCUGGUGGAGAAAAAGUUUUUGAUAGCUAUUAAAUUCCCGGAAGAAGUUUGAGAUCGCACGGGGGAAGUGAUCUUUUGUGUGAGAGCAUUAUAAUAUGAAUAUUAGAGUAUGGUCACUUGGUGGUAUGAAACUUUGGAAUAUAUGCAUUGCCAUUUUGUGGAGAAAAACAAAUUGACGUACAAUAUGUUGCUCUUUUUUUUCUUCUAUAUAGAUUUGCACAGGAGUGGAUGAGGCCGGUGGUGUGUCACAUGUCCCGUGUCUCUUCCUGUUUUAUUUUUUCCCCCACUCCCCACUUUGGACGCCUAUUAAACUAACAUGUGCCACCAUUAGAUCAUUAGCAGCUCUGAGCCUGCACCAGAGACCCCCCCCCCCCCCUCCUCUGUCUCUCCCUUCCAAAGACAAAAAACACGUUACGAAGUGUGAACCUGUAGCUUCACCAGAGACGACCGGGGCUUCUCCGUGACUGCAGUGUUCUUCACAAAUCAGGUCGGAAGACAAAAACGUUUGCAAGGCAAUACUGUUGUGUCCACAUUUCAUGAGAUUAGUUGCUGCACCAGUUUACUCCUCCCGACAACCACGUAGAACAAAAACUCACAGGGCUCGUAGGCACAUGUAACUGCUCGAAUUCAGAGAUGGCUGACAAAAAAUUCCUAUACUCAUUGAAUGUACUGUAUUACUGUUUUUAAAGAUAGGAUGAGCUAAUCUAGUCACCUUUUGUUAUUGGUCCUUGUUUAAUUUGUCUGAGGUAUUUUUUGUAUACAAAAGUUUACAUUUUUAUGUAUAUUUUUCUUGUGUACAAAUUAUGUAAUAUGUGUACAAACACUGUAUGUAAUAUCUGUAUAUAGUGUGAGAAAUUUGAUCUUUUUUUUUUGGAUGUAUAAAUAAAACUUGCUGUGAGGUAUUUGCUGA
Molecule: messenger RNA, 7323 nt
Organism: Scophthalmus maximus (turbot)
Lineage: Eukaryota; Metazoa; Chordata; Actinopteri; Pleuronectiformes; Scophthalmidae
Gene: ino80da
Product: INO80 complex subunit D
Exons: 10
Coding region: 1762-4767 (1001 amino acids)
Cellular component (GO): nucleus
Source: RefSeq, a predicted model, not a curated record